Molecule: messenger RNA, 1182 nt
Organism: Loa loa (African eye worm)
Lineage: Eukaryota; Metazoa; Nematoda; Chromadorea; Rhabditida; Onchocercidae
Product: MSP domain-containing protein
Exons: 8
Coding region: 1-1143 (380 amino acids)
Source: RefSeq, a predicted model, not a curated record
AUGACUACAGUGGAGGGUUACAGGCAUCACGACAGGGAGCAGUUGAAGAUGCGAAGAGAACAAUAUAUAAAGAAGGAAUCUGGAACUGAUGAGGGACGAAAUAAGAAAACAAAUUGGCGCCAUUUUUUCAUCGUUUGCUCGGUACUCAUCUCUGCAUAUCUCAUUAACGGUGAACAUGCUCAGACAGUAUGCAAUAUAUGCACCACCGUACCAGCUGCUAUCUUUACUUAUGGACAACUUUCUGACCACGCAACUCGAAUCUUCGCUUAUCACGAUGCCGCCAAAAGCCUUAUGGAGCAACAACAACGCCGUAACUCAAUGGUUAAUUCGAUAAUUAGCUCCAAUACACCUGUUCGUUUCCCAGGUUCACCUUACGGAUCACAAAUGGGUCUCAAUACCGCAAUGACAAUCACCGAUGCGACGCAGUUUUCUGUGGAAAGUCCCUUUAAAAGUUACGCAGCGUUACAUCAUAAUAGCCUGACAACGGCGUAUUCAAUGGCUCGUAGUCCAGAGAUGACCGCUUACUUAGAUACCUCUUACACUCAUGAUGGAUCUUUAAAAACCGUUGCUUCUACUGAAGAACAAUUCAAUUUUGGAAUACAGAAGCACCGACAAACUGCGCUAAGUGAUUCGUCAGUAAUGCCAGAUUCCGGAGAAGAAAAUGAUAAAUCAGAAAAUGAUGCUGUGAAAUCAAUUCCUGCUGGUGAUUGUCAGAAAGCUGAUACUGAGGCAGAUGGUUCACUGCACUCCAGCGAAUAUUCAACAUCCGCCACGGUAAAAGAAGAAGAGACUCUUAUUACUAACCCAUCUGAAUAUAUAAUAUUCAAGUAUCCUUUUACGGAAAUGGUGACAAUUUACGCAAAAAAUAAACACACUCGUCCGAUAAUGUGGGCUUUAAAGACUAAUGCAAUUAAGCGUAUGAUUGCACAGCCUACUUGUGGAACUCUGGCAAAAGACGCUACCGUACACAUUAAAAUUGGAGUUACUGCAAUACCACCUGAGGAAUCGAAUAUGAUUGAUCGACUUGCCAUUGAUUAUCGCCUAGUCGACGAUGACACAAUCAGUUUUGACCGCUCAUUUUUAUGCAAAACUGAAGAUCCAUUCCGCAGACGGAAAAAGUUCAAUAUUUAUUAUGAAAACUGACAGCAAAAUUGGUGCAUGCUUGAAGAGAAGAUCUAGCGC